CUUGUACGGCAGCCGUGCCCGCCGCAUAAAUAGCGACCCUCCUCCUCGAAGCUACGCGGCUAGGUCGCUUGUAGGAACGAUUGUCUCCGGAACACGAAGCCCAGGACAUAAGGCGACAAAGGGUGCGCCGGCGCUUGAGGCUGGGUUGAAAGUAGGCGUCCAACAAGUCGCAGGCCACCGCACCCGAAUCGUCUGAACUAACCAAAAGUAUCCAAACCUUUGAUUGGCUCGCACAGGAGGUGGAUUCCAGAUUUUGCCAAUUACCUCGUCAAAUGCCAGCCAAGCCCACACCCCCGCUCAGUCGCUCGACCGUUUACCGUUGGGCGGGGUCUAGCUGCAACGACACGAGACAAACAGAGAACAGCUUGCGAUAGCAAACGGCUACUUAAAGGCUUGAGGUAUGCUCUCGACCGGGAUCGAUGCCUUACUGUAGCCCAUGCAAGCGUUAUUUUGAAAGUGCAAAGGCGCUUCAGCAGCACCGCCAGGACUCGGACCGGCAUGCGUACGCCUAUUCGUACUUGUUCCCUGCCACUCCUGUGCGGACAACGACAUUGAGUUCGGCGAUGCCGCUGCCUGGAACCCAGUCAGCCCGCGACUUGGAUGAGGAUGAGCCCUCUAAAUCUUUGGUAAAAGGGCUUUACUCCAGCCGGGAGUACUCAGACCUCGUGAUAUCCUGCAGAGGGAAGGAGCACCAUGUACAUAAGGCUAUCGUAUGCAUGCAGUCCGAGUUCCUCGCUGUAGCAUGCCGUGCAGGCUUCAAGGUCAGUGGCAGUUCAUACACUUGCAACAAUUCUAACCUAACAUUGACCUCCCAGACGACGAUCCCCCAGCUUGUCCAUAUAAUGGUACAUUAUCUGUACCACUUUGACUACGACACAAAGCCCCAGGACAAGGGUAUUGGUUUUGAUGGGUCAGUAACGAACAGAGACGAAACCGAUACCAACGAGCCGGUCACGAACGUCCUUGUCACCCAUGCAAAGGUCUACGCCUUAGCAGAAAAGUACCUGAUCCGUGGACUAAAGGUAGUUGCGCAACGACACUUCAAGGCAGCGACGACCUCAGUCACAUUGGAUGGUUUCCUACAAGCAAUAUCGGAGGUAUAUUCAUCUACUAUUGGAGACGAUAGAGGUUUAAGGGACAUCAUCGUGGAAACCCUCCAUAAGCAUUCUGCAUGGCUGGACAAAGAGGAGAUGCGAGAUAUGCUUAGGGUAUCUGGAGCUUUGGCAUAUGAUCUCGUUAUGUACAUGCGUCAGCAUAACAAAAUUCUGAGCUGAUAGGACCAUCGGUGAAGGUCAGUGCAGAUUACAAAGACCGUCAAAUUCAAUGCUUCUAUCCCCUGCUACCAAA
Messenger RNA from Chaetomium fimeti, 1347 nucleotides. RefSeq lists its product as uncharacterized. Gene Ontology annotation, molecular function: protein binding. NCBI's taxonomy places the organism in Eukaryota, Fungi, Ascomycota, Sordariomycetes, Sordariales, Chaetomiaceae. The transcript is spliced from 3 exons. The record is from RefSeq and is a predicted model, not a curated record. The coding region runs from base 420 to 1274 and encodes 284 amino acids.